This is a messenger RNA of Lichtheimia ornata, 948 nucleotides long. RefSeq lists its product as uncharacterized. The coding region runs from base 1 to 948 and encodes 315 amino acids. The transcript is spliced from 8 exons. The record is from RefSeq and is a predicted model, not a curated record. Lineage: Eukaryota; Fungi; Mucoromycota; Mucoromycetes; Mucorales; Lichtheimiaceae.
AUGGAUAAAGACUUGUCACAACAGCCCGUGCUCGCAUGGUGGCACGUUUUAGAAUCAUCUGCCUUUGUCCUUAUUGCAGCUGCAAUUAGCCUUGCCAUGGGGCUUCGAUUAGAACUCUCACUUAUUAUAUCUGGUGUGCGAUGCGUUAUACAGCUAACGUUGAUGGGCUACGUGUUGGAUGCUGUACUAGGAUCCAAUAAUGCGGGUUUGGUGGCGCUCAUGAGCCUGGUGCUAUUGUUGUUGGGUGCCUAUGAAAUAACAUUCAAUCGUACACGGAAAACCUUCCGGGGAUUGUUUUUAAGAAUGUUUGUGAUCCUGGUUGUCAGCAAUGCAUCUAUCGCUUUAUUGGGCUCUGCCUUUGCGUUGCAAGAACAGCCAUUCUGGUCCCCACCCAAGUUUAUCCCUAUCGUUGGUAUGCUCCUUGGUAAUUCCAUGGGAAGCAUUGCCAUGGCAACAGAGCAAUGUCUUGAUAACAUCAGCGACCACGCCAAUGUAUUAGAAACCCGACUCUCUUUUGGAGCUACACGAUAUGAAGCAGCUAAACCAUUCGCGAUCGAGACUAUUAGAGUAUCCAUGCUUCCGAUUUUGAUGCAACUCAGCGUGAUGGGCAUGAUCAACAUCCCUGGCAUGAUGACGGGUCAAUUGAUGGCAGGCACACCCAUGAUGGAUGCUGUCAUUUAUCAACAAUGUAUCAUGUUUAUGGUAGCUGCAAGCAGUGCCUUGAGUGUCGUCUUUGCUGUUAUGAUGUGCAUGCAUGUUGUUAUCGACAAGCACCAUAGUCUGCAAUUGGAUCGUAUUCGUGACAACAAACCCAUCAUUCGAAAGGAAUUCUUCAUUCGGGUGGUACAAGCCGUUGGCAAACUCGGAGAACGCGUUUACAAUUUGUCAUGCCGCCGUCGCUAUCACGACCACAAGGAUGUCAAAUACGAAGAGGUCGAAAUGCAGUAA